AUGAGGCAGAUCGAGAAGCUCAUUCGUAGGGGACAUCUCGGUCAGUACCUCCGACCGGACAAGGAACUUUCACCACGCCCGGAGGGUCCCAUCGAACGACACAUCGACGUAAUAGCCGGCGGCCCCACAUCUGGCGGGGAUUCUAUGACCAGAAGAAAGGCGUACGCUAGAGCCGCUCCGGCCGAAGCUCCCGGGCACGGGCCCGAGCCUAACAUCACCUUCCCGGCCGAGGCAUCAAAACAAACUGAGCACGACGAUGCGCUCGUGAUAUCGGUCAGAAUAGCCAAUGCGCAACUCGGCUUAUCCGGAGAUAGCAUGAAGCUGAUAUUCUCUGCACUCACCGGAUUCACCGGUGAUUCAAUCUCGCCGCUAGGGACGAUCACUUUACCCUUGACCCUGGGAGCCCCGCCGAGGUCAAAGACGGUGAUGACCACCUUCCUGGUAAUCGACCUCCCUGCUGCAUAUAACGCCAUUCUCGGCCGGCCGACCCUCAACAAAAUCAGAGCUGUCGUCUCAACCUACUACCAAACUGUGAAGUUCGCAACCCACGCCGGGACCGGAGAGGUCGCAGGUGCUAGUCAUAAGUGCCCAGCAAGCCAAUCACGUGAGUGA
Messenger RNA from Musa acuminata AAA Group (dessert banana), 612 nucleotides. RefSeq lists its product as uncharacterized. Bases 1 to 612 code for a protein of 203 amino acids. The record is from RefSeq and is a predicted model, not a curated record. The transcript has 2 exons. Lineage: Eukaryota; Viridiplantae; Streptophyta; Magnoliopsida; Zingiberales; Musaceae.